AUGUCCAACUCUGCUCUGGACUCUUCCCUGGAAAAGUCUCGCAAGCCGAAGAACUUGCACAUUGCCCACCGCCGCUCGCCGAGUGAAUUGACCACACUCAUGGUGGAGCAAUACAAUCUCCAGCGCCAGUUGGAGGCGGUCCAGCAGCAACAGAAAGCGUUGUUACAACAGCAACAACCGACUUCGCAUCUAUCACAGCCGCUCGAGCCAUACCGGAGCCACUCGCGCACAUCUUCCAGCAAUCAAAACAAACUCCCGUCCUCGCUGGCCAACCUGCACCAGACACACGCUCGAAGACACUCUUUGGGGCUCUCGGAGGCCAAGAAAGCCGCAGCAACGCAAAAACAAUCGAAUAUGGCUUCGCUCGGAGGCGGCCCCUCGCAAAACGAACUGACUCCAGUCAGCCCUCAGCUAGCUGUUCCAGGUGAUGUUGGCGGGUAUAGGUUCCCAAAUUCUCCUGAUAUGAAUGCCCGCGACACACCAUCGGGUUCGUACGGCGCAACUUCGAAUGCGAAAGCGUGGACCCCGGGCCACCAGUCCUUCAAGUUUCCUGUCGAGGCCCCCAACAACUUGCUUCCUCCGGCACCCACCUUUGGGCAGGUGUCUCCUGAGCGGAACCACCAACGACGUGGCUCUCAUUACCGAUCAAACUCCCGUAACUUCGACAAUUCUGGCAGCAUUGUCUCCAAUUGGCGGUCGCAACAGCUGCCCAUCGGUGGCACUUCUGGACACCAAAGAAAUCAGUCGAACAACAACUUGAGCCCACCAUCUGCAUUUGUCCCUGGUCACAAAAACAGAAGUAGUUCGCUCGGCGGCGGCAACUCCUCGGUGUCCUCGAUGUCGAAUUUCAUGCCACAGGGUAACAAUAACGGAAACGGCCGAAAGUCUUUAUUUGCUCCGUACUUGCCUCAAUCCUCUCUUCCGGAUCUCAUCAAUGAAGGCCGCUUGGUGACGGGAACAUUACGUGUAAACAAAAAAAACCGCUCCGAUGCCUAUGUGUCUACUGAUGGACUUUUGGAUGCCGAUAUAUUCAUUUGCGGGUCUAAGGAUCGCAACAGAGCGUUAGAAGGUGAUAUUGUGGCCGUCGAGCUUCUUGUUGUUGAUGAAGUAUGGGAAUCGAAAAAGGAGAAGGAGGAGAAAAAGAGAAGAAAGGACAAUAUCUCCACCAAAUCAAACGUUGCAUCAGUCCUCAGUGACGACAUUCACAAUGAUGCCACCUCUGCGAUGGUCCCCGAAACUGAGAAGAGCGAGUCUGAGUCUGAAGGCUUGGGCAGAAGAGGCUCAUUAAAGCAAAGACCCACUAUGAAAAAGAACGACGACGUCGAAGUGGAGGGACAAUCCCUUCUUCUUGUCGAAGAGGAAGAAAUCAAUGAUGAUGUCAAACCUUUAUACGCAGGCCACGUCGUUGCUGUGGUUGAUCGUAUACCGGGACAAAUUUUCGCUGGUACUUUAGGGUUGUUGAGACCUGCUCAAGCCGCACAAGCUGCAAAUGAUAAAAGAUCAGGCAAGGAGUCAUCUGUGCAAACGCCAAAGGCUCCGAAGAUCGUCUGGUUUAAACCAACUGACAAACGUGUACCCUUGAUUGCGAUCCCAACUGAACAAGCCCCGAGAGAUUUCGUAGAAAAUCAUGAAAAUUAUGCUGAUCAACUUUUCAUUGCAUCUAUCAAAAGAUGGCCAAUCACUUCCUUGCAUCCAUUUGGGACUUUAGUGUCACGAUUGGGUAGGAUCGAUGAUCCGGCUGUUGAAGUCGACUCUAUUCUUCGAGACAACAAUUUUUUGGCGGAUGAGUACCCUUCGGAAAAUAGCCGAGAUGACGGGUAUUCCUCUUCCUUUCACGACUCUCUCCCGAAUGUCGAGCAAGAGAUUAAAGUGAACAAGAGAAUGGAGUAUAUCUCUGAAUACAUCAUCUCGUUCACACAAAACAAUCAGUUUGUGGAUCAUGCGAUGCAUGUUAAACGUUUAAACGAGACAAAGAUUGAAUUGGGCUUCCACUGCGUGGACAUCUCCUUUUUCGUGCAGCCAGGUAGCACGUUGGAAAGAAAAGCGAAGAAGCGCUCAUUGUCUGUGUUUCUACCACAGAAGGUCUCACAUUUGUAUCCACUGCAGUUGAACAAAGCUAUUUCCUUCAAGGAGAACGAAAAAAAUCUUGCUGUGUCAGUUGUGUUUGAGAUUUAUGCCGCAAACUUCGAGGUAGCGCUGGUCAGUAUUCACGAAUCUGUGAUCCUUCCCAAAUCUUUAGUCACUUAUGAUGCAGCCGAUUCGGUCCUACUGAAUCAACCGGUGGAUGGCAUCUCUUCGGCAACCUCUGACUAUAUUAAGACAUUUGCAUUGAUUGCCAAAGAGUUUCGUCGUAAAAGAUUGCAGGACAAGUCAAUUGGCGUGUCUCCAAGUUUGAGCUUGUUAGAUCAACUAGACGAUGAGAAGGUAAGAUUGCAUAUGAAUAUUUUUGAACCCAGCAAUGCUCUUCUGGUCAUCUCAGAGAUAGGUUACAAGGUGAACAACAAAAUUGCCUCCACCAUUUACAAUGAACUAGGUGAAUCAACUCUCUUGCGACGUCAUGCAUUGCCCACAUUACAAAAGUUGGAAGCUUUUGUCAGAAAAGCAGGUAAUUUGGGUGCUGACAUAGACAUCACUUCAUCUGUGUCUUUGCAAAAAUCGAUUCUUCGUUUAGAAGAUCCUCUUAAAAGGCAAUGUGUGGAAACGCUCUUGUUCAAGUGUAUGCCAACUCCAAAAUACUUCAUUGCAAAGCAUCAAGAGAGAGAGCAAUAUGAACAUUUUUACUUAAACAUGCCUCUUUACACGCAUUUCACUGCUCCAUUAAGGCGGUUUGCAGAUCUCGUUGUUCAUAGGCAGUUGAAAUCGGUGAUUUCAAAUUAUCCGCGCGACAAUCUUCCUGAUUUUGAGUCUUUGAAGUCCAUAACUGAUUAUUGCAACUUCAAAAAAGACUGUGGGUCAAAUGCUCAGGAACAAGCUAUACAUUUGUUGUUGUCUCGUACAAUCAAUGAAAUGAGCGAGAACACAGGCCACUUGCUUGUCAUGGGAACAGUUGUUCAGGUUUACGAGUCGUCUUUCGAUGUCAUAAUUCCUGAGUUUGGAAUCGAAAAGAGGGUCCAUGGAGAUCAAUUGCCAUUGAUCAAAGCCGAGUUCGACAAGAGUAAGAGAAUUCUUGAAUUGUAUUGGGAGAAUGGAGUCGAUUCUGCUACUUACAUUCCACCUGAUGAAAAAUCGAGCUUGAGCUACAGGAGGUCUGUGAAAAACAAAUACCGAACUUCUGCUUUGGAAGCUGCCAAAAUUCAAAAAGGAACCUUGUCUGAGAGAAACACGAUUGCAUCAGAAAGUGUGCUAAAGAAAUUAGCGAGCUUGGAUAUCAAUGCACCACUGUUCUCGAUGUUGUCUCGCCAAGUGAGCGGUACCACUAGCGAUGAUGUGUUGAGACCGUACUUGAAAGGAUGCAUAACCAGAGUGGAAGACAACAACUACAUCCAAGAGGUGAAAGAAUUGAGACAAAUACCCAUUGUUUUGAGAGCGGAGAUCGGCAUGUCCUUGCCCUGUUUGACUGUGAAAGCACUUAACCCAUUCGCGUAG
Messenger RNA from Metschnikowia bicuspidata var. bicuspidata NRRL YB-4993, 3585 nucleotides. RefSeq names its product mRNA-binding translational repressor (gene SSD1). The transcript has a single exon. Gene Ontology annotation, molecular function: RNA binding; 3'-5'-RNA exonuclease activity. Gene Ontology annotation, biological process: mRNA catabolic process. The record is from RefSeq and is a predicted model, not a curated record. NCBI's taxonomy places the organism in Eukaryota, Fungi, Ascomycota, Pichiomycetes, Serinales, Metschnikowiaceae. The coding region runs from base 1 to 3585 and encodes 1194 amino acids. Gene Ontology annotation, cellular component: exosome (RNase complex); P-body.